Agelaius phoeniceus (red-winged blackbird) is the source of this 5103-nucleotide messenger RNA. NCBI's taxonomy places the organism in Eukaryota, Metazoa, Chordata, Aves, Passeriformes, Icteridae. The record is from RefSeq and is a predicted model, not a curated record.
UGUCCGAGCUCCCACAUGGCAAGGGGGCAGGGGAACUUGGCCUCCCGGGCGCCCCCAUCCGCGGCCCUCUCGCCGUCCAGGCAAGCUGAAAACAGCAGGUGUACAUCAAUGCCCAACGGUGACGCGGGACAGCUCGGCAGGACCCGCCUGCCCUUGCCCGUGUCGCCUCACGCACCUGUCAGCGCGGCCUCCGCUUCCGCCGCGAAAGUCUCGAGGCCGCGAGUCCCGCGACGGCCCCCGCGCCGGCCCCCGCGCCGGCCGCGCUCCAUGGCCGCGCUCGGCAGAGACACCGUCCCGCGGCGUUACGCACUUCCGCUUCCCGCGAAGCAGGCGAUGGCGGCUCGGGUGCUGCUCGCAGCGCUGAGCGCGGCGCUGGCAGGUCUCUUCGCCUCGGCGGGAAAAAUGAAGAUCGUGGAGGAGCCGACUACGUUCGGGUUGAAUAACCCAUUCUUGCCUCAAACAAAUAGGCUGCAGCCAAAGAUGUCCCCGUCUGCAGUAUCAGGCCCUGCACAUCUCUUUAGGCUUGCUGGCAAGUGUUUCAGUUUUGUGGAAUCCACGUACAAGUAUGAGUUUUGUCCUUUCCAUAAUGUCACUCAGCAUGAGCAAACUUUUCGAUGGAAUGCCUAUAGUGGGAUUUUAGGAAUCUGGCACGAAUGGGAAAUUGACAAUAACACAUUUGUUGGAAUGUGGAUGAGGGAAGGAGACUCCUGUGAAACUAAGAGCAGACAGACAAAGGUUCAUCUUGUUUGUGGAAAGAGCAAUAAGUUGGCUUAUGUGUCUGAGCCAAGUACUUGUGUUUACUCUCUGACAUUUGAGACUCCUCUCGUGUGCCAUCCCCACUCACUUUUAGUUUAUCCAACUCUGACUGAAGCACUGCAGAGGAAGUGGGAUGAAGCAGAGCAGCUUCUGUACGAUGAACUAAUAACCGACCAGGGUUACAAAAAAAUUCUGAAAGAGAUUUUUGAGGAAGCAGGACUUCUAAAAGCAACAGAAGAAAAUGAAGUUGAAAAACAGAGUAAGAAAAUAUCUCUGGAAUUUGAAACAGUGGAAAAGUGCAGUAAGGAAUACAAGCAACUUUCUGAAGAAAUAGAAAAACUUAGAGUUUUAUUAGGUCAGCAUGGUAUUGCAUACAAAGGAAAUGUUGCUGGAAAUUCCAGUGUUGAGUAUGUAAGUCACCAACUGGCAACUGCAGUGGCAUCAGUUCUUAAUGGGUCAAAGGAUGAUGAGCACCUGCAUGGCGAUACAGGAAUUUGGAAUUACACUCUGUGAAGAAACUUGGAUGGUACAUAAUGUAAAUUAAACUGAACAUGUAUUAUGCCACAAAGAUGAUUUGCCUUCUUGUGAGUAUUCUUGACUUUGUUUCAAUUUGUGCCCUAAAGCAAACACAGUGUAGUAGAGUGGGGGCACACCAUUAUGAGAAUAGUAAGCUAGUUUCUGACAACAUUUGUAACACUUCUUUGGUACGACCAGUAUUUGGCCCAAACCUAAAGAUUCUCUGUGCCUAGUUCCGGCUUUUGCUAUUUUUAUUGACCAAGUGUGGUAGAAGAUGGAGUGAAUAUAAACCAGCUCAAGACCAGUGCUGCAAUGCGUUUUAAGAAAGGUAGUAAAUACAGUAUUAAGAACAUGCUAUUUCAUCUAUAUGCUAAAAAGAUUUCUGGACACACUUUAGCGGAAAAGGAAACUUUUUCUGCCAGCAGUGCAGACCACACCACUGCACCGAUUCGUGUUCAAAGGUCGAUGUCGUCUUGGGCUGUCAGGUUAAAUGGAAGUUGGUCAGAAUCUGACAGAAAGGUGCAAUGAAAUCACUGAGUUGUUACAAAAACAUAGUUGUGGUGAGGUAAUACCUGGCAAUUCUCUGUACAUAAUACGGAAUAAAAUGGACUCCUCCAACACAAACUGUGGAAGUAUCACUGUUGCCAUCGGUGAACGCCGAGCACGCCAUCUGCGGUCACUAUGCCGCCUCCUGUGGUGCGGUUCGGCACCCCCCGGCCCAGGGUCCUGUCGGCCUUGCCCUCACGGCGUCAGCUGCGUUGAGCCGCGGCCCAACCCACCAAGCCCUCGCGCUUCCGCUUCCGCUCCCGCUCACGUAAAGCGGGGGAUGAUCCGGGCGCUGCGUCGCUGGCGGUGAGGAGCGGGUGCGGCGAGCCCCCUGUCUGCCUGGGCCUCGGCGGGGGCUGGCACGACGGCGGAACCCGGAGGGUGCGGCGGGCGCGGAUCCGGAGGGCGGGGGGCCCGUUCCCUUCUCCGGCAGCUAGGCCAGUUCGCGGUUUUGGAGCGUUAGUCGGUCGAUGGGGAACGACCACGAGAGGCCGUCGGUGAAGGUGCUGCCUCUUAGUGUGCUAAGCGCAGAGCUGUUGCUAUGGUGCGUGUUCCGAGAGAACGGGGAGACCGACCAGCGACUAGAGGCGGUUCUCUUCGGCCAGAUCGUGGACUCAGAUACGGCCCAGGAAAGCAGUGCUCCUCUUCAGCUGCUGAAAGAGAACUGAGGACGGGAGUGCGGCUGCCGUGAGGGAGCUGACAAAAGUUUGCUGGCAUUCACCUGUUUAAAAGCUGUACUGGCGCUGUAAUGAAAAAGACACGUUUUUCUAGUUUUUCGGCAGUCUUAUCUUGCAAGUUUGAUUUCUUCAUGCUGUUUUUUGUGCCGAUCUUGCCGUAGUAAUUUACACUGGUAGGAAAAGGUGUAGUUUCUGGAUUGCACAGGUAGGGAUGAACAGGAUGUAUUGCAAAUCAAGUUGAACUUGAAGGUAAGUUUUAUGCAACCCAUCAUUUUUCUAUGGAUCAUUUUUCUUAGCAGAUUGUUGUAUUAAAAAGUACCUAAUGUCAUUAUGAAAUUGCUGCUUAAGGUGACUUUCAUUUCACAUUUUGAUGGUUACAGAAUAUGUUCUGUUUAUACUGAAGACAGCUGUAAAUGAAUGAUUAAUUACCAUGCAAUUAUGUUCUGAAUUUUUGUAUGUAAUUCUCCUCGUUAAUGUAGAAAUUGCCUACAAGGGUGCAUUCUUUCUGGACUAGAACUUUCUAGGCUUGGUUGAUUUACACGGUCAAUACUGGCAGGAGAGUAUUUUGCCCAAAAUUGAAAUGUUUGGCUUGCGUUAUAUUGGGGAUGUCUCAUUGAACAAUACAGUACUAGGCUUUUUGUGUGGGUUCAUAGAUAUUCAAACUUGCACUCUCGGGAAACUUUUCCUGGAGAGGAGAAAUGUGAAAUACUAACGUGACUUUGUUCCCUUCAAAAUUAGAGGCUUUUUAAAGUUCUCAAAUGUAAAAAUGGAAAAUCAGGUUUGUAUCAUGAAAAUGCCUAAUUAAAACCCCAACACCAACAAAGAUGAUAGUAACUAUUAAGAUAGGCUGAAGCUAUGGAGAAAUUGGGGGUAGCAUCACAUUUGUGUAAUACCACUGAUUAGUCUGAACAACAUGCACUACUGUGGCUUUUGAUUUUGCUGUAGAGUCCCUUAACCACAUGAUGCCACAUUUGAUUUGGUACUGUCACAAGGUUUAAUCUUGGUAUUCAGCUUUUACUACAGUGGAAUGUUGCAAGUGAGAUGCAUGGGGGCAUCCUGGUGAAUGAGUGAAAGAAUAAUCUACUUUUGGUUUUUUAGCUUGUUUGUUUGUUUGUUUUUUUAGUAUAUUGAAGCUCAGGUGUAAUGCCUGUUGCUUCUGAUUAGCUUUCUUGCACCAUAUUCUAUGGAAACUGAAUUGUUUAAGAAAUACAGAGCUGCCUCUCUGUGUUUGUUUUUACCACUCGUUCUGUGCCUUCUUUGGGGGUGAGAAAAAAAGGCUGAGGGGGGAGGGAGUGGAGACUCAGGGGCUCUGAUGUCAUUUGGGGCACCCCAGCGUCCCUAGGAGAGAGAGCCACGCUGCAGUGGAAGAGCAGGUGAGUGGCGAAUGAGAAAGGGUCAUGCUGAGUUGCCCUCGGUUCCCUGGUUGGGAAAGUCCUUAAAGUAGACAAGCUGAACCAUUUCUGAGAAUUUCAAGCCUCCUGUUCUUAUGAUUCUUGGUACAGUAUUUAAAUAGUUACUAUCAAGUUGAGAUGGUGGAUCAAGUGGAUUUGCUAGAGUGGCAGAAAUAGUUUUUUGCCUGGAAGCAUGUUGGGAUAAACAACCCUCCUUAAUGCCGGAAUGAAUUCGUUUUCCGUCUUUUCCCUUUUUUUCUUUCUAGAUUGCGGAGUGUCGGGGAGAACAGUUGGCAUAAAGAAAUUAAAGGCACGAAGGAAGUUCCAUCUUCCCGAGGGAAUGCUUUAGGCACCACGUGCAGCUUCUGAGCCACACCGAUAAUCCCAGCUCCCACCAAAACCUUCCGAAGUUGGAAGGGACAGGGAAGAAGAUUCCAGGAGCGGUGGGAAGUACUUUCUCCUGAGUCUGGAAGGCAUUGAGGUCAGAACAAGUUCCAUGUACUCCUCUCUCCUGUUGCCAGCCCAGGACCAAGUCAGUGUUCCCUGAAUGGCCACAGUUCCCUGCAUGUGGAGGGAGGAGAUCUGUAUUGGAGAGUGGGAGAAAGGUCCCUGCUCGUUGCUGUGUCCUUGGUGGGCAGAGAACUCUGAUCUUGGCCAGAUGGGUUGGGCAGGGAGAACCACUGAACUUGUCCUGGCCUUGUCAAGAGCUUUGAUGUUUGAACUGCCAAGCCCAAACUGGUCCUGAGGAUGGAGGACUUAAGAAAUUACUCAAUCCAACUAAAUGCUUUAAAAAGGGAGAUGGUUUGGUUAUAAAAAUAUUUCUGCCUGAGACUGGGAAGAGACUGGGAAGAGUUAAACACCCCAGUUCUGCACAACAGCACAAGGAUUUUUUAAUUUUUUGCCUUUUUUUUCCCUUCCCUUGAAUGGGUUUGUUUGUUUCCCCUUGGAGACUGCACACACAACAGGCAGAUUUUUCAAUUAAUCCUUUUUUUCCCCACUUUUAGUCUUCAAUGGAGCCCAGGUGCCAAUUGUUUGCUGCUUGGUUUCUGCCUUCCCUUUCCUGCCUACAGCUUAACCCCUUCCUCUCCUUCCUGCUUUUUGGCCAUCACUGGUCAUGCAGUUGAUGCUGAUGCAGAUGGCUGAUAAAUAAUUAUCAAACAGCUUGGGAAUGGUCUGUAUCAGGUAUCAGUGACAUUAAAAUAUGGACCAUCAACCAA